This is a messenger RNA of Aspergillus welwitschiae, 551 nucleotides long. RefSeq lists its product as uncharacterized. The record is from RefSeq and is a predicted model, not a curated record. NCBI's taxonomy places the organism in Eukaryota, Fungi, Ascomycota, Eurotiomycetes, Eurotiales, Aspergillaceae. The transcript has a single exon. The coding region runs from base 240 to 425 and encodes 61 amino acids.
CAGUAGUCCGCCAUAUAACAUUUUGGAUAAGAACCACGACUGGAGACAAUUGAACGGCGCUCCAAAGGAGUCAGAGCUGAGGCGGAUCACAGCAGGGUCACGCCAAUACAACAAGCAGUGUCUAUGUAUGAGAUAUCCUGUACGACCGUGAAAAGGGAGGUACAUAGUAGGUAUGUGUAAGAUGGAAGGUCUGAUUAGGUCGUGGGCUAACCGAUGGAACUACUCCGUACCUACCCAAAAUGAUCAUUACCUAUUCCUACUCUCGUACUGACUCCAAUUAUGACUAUUGCUAUGUACAUUGUUGUUACUUUAUUUUUAUUCUUGUUUUCGAUUUUAUUUCAUUUUUUAUUUCCAUUGAUUUAUUGAUCCAUCUCGCCAAGGUGCUGGGAAUAGAUACUCCGUUCAUUCUAGUACCAAGGUGGUAGGAGCCAUUCUCUCUAAACAAAUUGUUGCUGGAAUUAAGUUCCUGACGGCCCCCUUCGUUUCCCCAAAAUGAUCACGGUUCGGCCGUCUACUAAAAGCAUCAAUGGAGGUGAGAAAUGGGAAGGGAA